CGCCUCAAUAGGGCAUUUGGACCCCAUUUUUUUCAAUGGCAGAUGAAUCCCUCCGGUAGUUGCAUUCAUUGGGUGUGUGAUGUGAUGACGGGCGACAUCUAACUCAGAUCGUGCGCUUGCUCCAGUUGCUGCGCACCGCGCUGGAUGGGAUGAGGGUCCUGAUCGGCUCUUUUGGCCUGACUUCCCGAACCCUGAAGGAUGAUGAUGAUGUCCCUGCUGCCUACUUGUCUCGCUCUUCUUCUCGUCUUUUCUCCUUCGAGGGAAGAGUCUGGGAUCUCUAGCCACGCACGCUCCGUGCGUGCUUUGGUGUGCGGGAGCCAGAGGUUAGUGUCAUGCGAGAUCGUCUACCCCUGCAUUGUGUCAAAAGACUAUUCUAUGGGGUGGAUUUGGCUUUAG
Molecule: messenger RNA, 396 nt
Organism: Periconia digitata
Lineage: Eukaryota; Fungi; Ascomycota; Dothideomycetes; Pleosporales; Periconiaceae
Source: the annotation of a GenBank genome assembly